This is a messenger RNA of Rotaria sp. Silwood2, 504 nucleotides long. Lineage: Eukaryota; Metazoa; Rotifera; Eurotatoria; Philodinida; Philodinidae. The record is from the annotation of a GenBank genome assembly.
AUGUGGCUUCCAGGUAUCGAUUUGACUGAUCCAAUACAUGCUAUCGGUUGGCAUUGGGAUUCAGGUAUCGGAAAAAAGGCAGCCCUUUCAUUUUUGUCUGAUCUUAAAGAACUUAGUCGCAAUAGUAGUCAAUAUCUAAAAUAUCUAAAUAAUUAUCUAAAUAACACACAAGCCAAACUUCCAGCAGCUUUCUCCGAUAUAUUCUACAUUCCUCAGCGCAUGAUUGCAGAUUGGCUGGUUGUGACAAAACUCAUAUUCAAGUAUCAAAUUUUUCCAGAAAUCGGCUUUCCACUUGCUGCUAUGGUGUUGUCUUCUUCUAAGAAUGACUUAGUUGCUCUGCGUGGUGAAAACUGGAAUAAAUUAAGCCCUAACGAUACAAUAAACAUCGAUCCCCAACUCGCUUAUUAUCAUCGCAUCGAUCAUACAUCGCGUUUACAUCAACAAUUUAUUGAAUUUGUUGUCAAUAAAACUAUUUUGUUGUCACUUUCUCAUCGUGGAAAAUAA